AUGGUUAACGCCCUUUGCUCCGCCUCCCUCAUAACCUCCUCAUUUAGGGGGAUUUUAAUCAAAUCUGGUCUUUGUCCUGCAGGGGGAGUCUCGGCCCGGGUGGUGAAGGUGUCUCCUGGUCCGUUAAUUCGAGUGGAGGGUCAGCCCGUCUCCAUCCGCUGUGACGUCAGGGAAUAUGGAGGACCACGAGAGCAGGACUUUGAGUGGAUGAUCUCCCGUGAUUCGGGCGGCGCCAGGAUAAAGAUCAUCUCCACCUUUGACACCACUUAUUCCCACCAGUCCCUCAGUAAGCGUGUGGCGUCUGGAGAUAUCUCUGUGCAGCGAUUGGCCGACAACCAGGUGGAGCUAAAGGUGGCCGAGGUGAAGUCCACAGACGCAGGAUUUUAUUGGUGUACAACGCCGAGCACAGACUCAGUGAUCAGCGGGAACUAUGAGGACGAGGUCCAGCUCAUCGUGAUCCCAAACACACUGAGAGUCUCCCCUCAGGCUCCGCCCCCCACGGUCCCAGAGGGAAGUGACAUCACGCUGUCGUGUAACGUGACCCGGGAGCUGACCCAGCCCACCUACCUGUCAGUCACCUGGUCAGUGAAGAGGGGGACAUCCUCCGAGGACAUCCUGGUGUUUGGCCCUCAGGGAGACGUGACGGUGGGGUCCAAGUACGCCCGGCGGUACUCCGACGGUGGAAUACGAUUGGUUCCUGGGAGGAACGGCGUCUUUGAGCUGGUGGUUACCAGGGCAACGACGUCAGACGACGGAGCGUACGAGUGUAACGGGACGGAGUGGACACAUGAGGACGGAGGACGCUGGGUGAAGAUCGUGGAGAGUAAGAAGGAGAUGGGGACGGUGGCAGUCACGCCCACAGGUCAGACCCUCGCUGUGAAGACCUCCUCCCCCUCCUCCUCCUCUUCCUCCCUCGUCCUCACCCCAGGUAACACCUUGACCCUCCUGUGCUCUGUCAGCGCCGAUAACCUCCCCGCCUUGGCCCUGGAGGUCACCUGGUUGGCUGAUGGCCGUGACAUCAUCACCAUGGAGCGUAGCGGCGUGGUCAUCUCUAACACCUCUCUGCCAGCACAGGGGAGGAGGGGGGAGGCCAGCCUGGAACAGACGGCGCUGGGGGAGUAUCGGCUGGGGGUCAGGGGAGUGAGCGGCGAGGACGGGGGAGCAUACGUCUGCAGGGUCAGAGCCUUCGUAGAGAAAGGUGGGCGGAGCUCCGGAGGAGGAGGAAGGUGGCAUAUGGCGGCAGAGAAGAUGUCCAACGUUGUGGCAGUGAAGGUGACGCAGAUCAAGCCGAGCUUCACGCUGUCACUUGAUCCCAUCCUGUCCCCUCAGACGACCUCUGACCUCACAGAGCUGGCGUGUCAUGUGACCAACAUUACCCAUCUGCCCCGGGGUGGCCGGCUGGCGGUAACUUGGGAGCACACGCCUCUACCUGGUGUGUCUGAUAGCCCGCCUACCUCCCAUCCUAUUGGCUCUUUGGACGCUCAUGGUAACCUGAUCGCUGCUUCAUCAUACUCCGACAGGAUGAAGAGCGGAGCGCUGAGUCUUAGCAGAGUUCAACCCAACACUUUUACUCUGAAGAUACUGAACACUCAGGAGAAAGACAUGGGUCAGUACGUGUGCUCGGUGUCGGCGUGGACGCUCAGCGGUCAGGGAGAUGUGGUCAAGACUUCCGAGUUCCAGAGCUCAGCGCUGACUGUACGCUGGGACGCCAAACGUCCGUCUCUGAACGUGGUGGCGAAGCAAGUACGUGAGGCGUCUGUGGGCGGGGCUACCUUUGAGAUGAGCUGCACCGUUUCCACAGAGAACCUCGGGGAGGCGGGCUACUCUGUGCUCAUCCAAUCACAGGACAGCCUGCAGAGCGCUGUGAGAACGAUCAUGACUCUGAGCCCGGACAGCGUGGUUCAGCACGGGGGCGCCACUGACCCCACCAGGAGGGACAGCCUGGUCCUGGUAAAGUCAGCCCAGUCAGAGUUCCGUUUCCGUUUGUCAGGCGUGCAGCUCUCUGAUAGGGCGUUUUAUUGGUGUGACAUCACAGCGUGGACCAAGCAGUCACCAAGCCACACCUGGACUAAAGCCACGAGUGCUGAGUCCAACAAGGUCCGCAUCGACUUCCAGGAGAACGGUCAGUACUAUCAACAGGAAGACGAACAACUUAACGAGUCGACAAGUAAAUGA
This is a messenger RNA of Cheilinus undulatus (humphead wrasse), 2175 nucleotides long. RefSeq names its product prostaglandin F2 receptor negative regulator. Bases 1 to 2175 code for a protein of 724 amino acids. The record is from RefSeq and is a predicted model, not a curated record. The transcript is spliced from 9 exons. NCBI's taxonomy places the organism in Eukaryota, Metazoa, Chordata, Actinopteri, Labriformes, Labridae.